UUCUGUCAGUGGGAGGUUGUGAUGUUGGAUCGGUAUAGCAGAUUCUUGGGGUAAUCUGCGAAGUCCGCUUGAGGAUCUGGCAUAAGUGCUUUUUUGUGUACUCAUCCAGUACUCCAAUUCUGUUGAGCCUGUAGUGAUGUUCCCGUUGGUUUUGGUUAUUGGUAAUUUCCUUGUUGCGUCCAGUCAGAUUGUGGCUUCAUAGUUAACAACUGCUUUAAUGGUCUGCUUUGAUGGUCGGAAUUCCUCUGAAAAACCUACUGGUUGCCGUCUGCGAAGAGUGCGAAAUUGUGUGUCAAGUACUUAUCACUAUAUUAGAAGUUUCUGCUCGGACAUUUUGGAUUGUGGAAGAAAAUUCCAAAAUCAACUCAGUCUUGGGUUUCGAACACUGUGUGUAGGAUAAGAUUUGCGAAGUCUGCAGCUUGAAAUUAUCUCCUCUAUCAAGAAGUUGAGGAAUACAGGGCCAUGGGCCACAAAACUAUGGAGACUGGUAACGACCUAUUUCAGCCGCUGCAGAAAAGUAGACCUGGUGCAGUGGUCGGGACACAGUACUGCCUGCAGAGAGCGGAGCGGUUUACGAUGGAAAAUGCGAUUUUCAGCAAACAUUGGUCCAUUACGAAUGCGAACGGUCAAGAGGUUUUUCACGUACGUGGGAAGAAAAUCUAAUGGGGCCGAGCCAAGCGUGAGUUAGUGGAUCUGGAAGGGAAUACAAUUGUGCUCAUGGAGCAGAAGAUAUGGUCGUUUUCGGUCGUCUGGAGAGCGUUUGACUCUCGCACCAAGGAACGGCGACUCUGGACAUUAAAGAAGAAAUGUUCCUGGGGUAGAGGUCCAAAUCUGAAGAUAUUUCUUCCUCACAAUAGAGAGCAAAAGCACCCUGAUUACACUAUCAAAGGGAACUGGAUGUGCAAGAAGUGCACCAUCUUCUUUGGCGAGAACAAGGUAGCCGAGGUGGUACGAGACGUGUCUUUGAAGAAUGUCCUGAUAUCCAAGAGCAUAUUUCACGUGCUGGUGCAGCCGGGCGUGGACAUAGCCUUCAUCUUCUCAAUUGUUGUUAUCAUGGACAAGCUCUACGUCCACAAUUGCAAAAAUGGUGGUAGUGGUGGUCCGUAAUGGACUCGAAGCUGACAUCCAUCUCACUCAAUCUGUUUAAACAUCUAUCUGCAGAUAGAUUGAUAGAUACAUGAAAACAUGUAGAGCCAAGAAGCUCAUCAACCUCUGCGACAGACCUGAAGCUUACACCGAUGGUUAAACAAAGUAUUCAGUAGGAGUGCAUAUUAUGCAAAAUGCAGAUCAUUUGGGUGCAACCACUGUAAAUUUAAGAAUCUGUAUCGGCAAAAUCCAACUUAAAUUACACAUCUUGCCCCAUGAUCGCUGCUGUGGAUAAUAGUUGAAACUGCCCAGUGUAAAGUUAUUACAACACCUGCAGUUGAUGAAUGAUCAAUGGAGUCAACCUGGUAUCACAGAUAGAAAUUUGCUAGAUCCUAGUGGUGUGAUAUUACUGUGUUCUUGAUUUUUAAGUUCGGUUUGAGAUUAAUGAGUUACUAUUUUUGUUAACGACGAUUAACGCUGUGAUACUAUUUUUAAUAUAAAAAUCGAGAUUUUGAUAAGAA
This is a messenger RNA of Physcomitrium patens, 1607 nucleotides long. Its product is annotated as protein LURP-one-related 15. Lineage: Eukaryota; Viridiplantae; Streptophyta; Bryopsida; Funariales; Funariaceae. The record is from RefSeq and is a predicted model, not a curated record.